AUGGACGUAGAAGAUGACCCUUUGCUCUCCCUGCUAGCAGCGGUAACGGAAGAACUACCAGAAGACGUAAAUAGUGAAACUUUAGCUAAAGCCGAGCCACCAACUUCUAGCAAAAGAAUUCUAAAAGAUGCUGAUAUCUUCCAAGAUAUAGAUAUAGAUUCGGAUUUACCAACGAAACCCCUGUCCACUGUGAUUCAUAAUGGGGACACUGACUCAUCCGAUGAUGAAGGUAAUCGAAAUUUCGAACUUAAACAAUACAAUGAAUGUGGACAAGAAAUAAAGAGGCUUUUAACUGACUCGAUAUCGCCUAGCCAUUAUGGGGCUCCAAAACAGAGAAUCGCCCGAGGAACUCCUUCUUGGUUAAAUAAGGCACCAAAGGAAAAACCACAACUCACAAAACCAUCAAUAAACCAAAACAAAAAAAGCCAAUUUGGUGAAAUCCCUCCAACAAAAAAAGAAUUUCAAGAUGUAUUAAUCGAUCCGCAUUUUUCACUGAGAAUUGUAAACCCAAAAAUUUCCUCUGCGGUGCUUCAAGAACGAAUGCAAGGUCGUCUCGCAGUGAAAUUCUCCGAUUUAUCCAGGCAAAUAUUUGCCGGCAAUUUAAAAGACAAAGAUUGGGUCAUCAGUGGAGUGGUGAUUCAUAAAUCGCCACCGAAAACUUCGCAAAAAGGUUCAGAGUAUUCUAUAUGGACUCUGUGCGAUUUGAAAGAUGACAUGAAAACUGUGGGGCUGUUUAUGUUUAGUAGCGCCCAUAAGGAGCUUUGGAAAACCAUGGUCGGGAGUGUUGUUGGUGUGUUGAAUCCUGGUAUUUUGGAGAGAAGAGAUGGAUCCAAGGAUCAGGCAACAUUGAGUGUAGACACCGCCCAAAAAGUAAUGGUUUUGGGCCAAUCCAAAGACUAUGGCAUCUGCAAAAGUAUGAAAAAAAACGGCGAAAAAUGCACCGCCGCCAUUAAUUUAAGCAUUUGCGAGUUUUGCAUCUACCACAUAAAGCAGGAAUACCAGAAAUGCAGCAAACGAUCCGAGCUGCAAGCUAAUUUCGCAGGCAAAGGCCUGGUAAACUUGAGAAACAAGGUUUUGGGCAAAAACGAGGUGUUUUACGCUGGCAAAUCGUACAUGGCAAUACCGGCAAAAAAAAGUAAAAAACUGGAAUCCAGAGAUAGUAAUAUUUUACAAAAUUUGAGCAGUUUAAAUCCGAGUUCGCAUAAUAUUAGUAAAACUAAAAAAUUGAGUAAAACACAGCCAAAAGGCAUGGCAAGACAUCUUGACGUAAAUCCAGCUCAAAGAGCCAGAGAUUUGGAAUUGUUACAAAAACUAGGUGGUCCAAGUAUAGAGGCGAAAACCAACUUUACAAAUACACAAUCGGAAGAAGUUACUCUGGAAAGCUCCAAAGCAACAGCCAUAGAAGUCAUAAGUAAAUUGAAAGCCAAAACACAACAGAAUAUUCCUGUAAAGAAGCCUCAGUAUGAUUUAAAGGGAGAUUUAUUUGUAAAUGUGGACAAUAAAAGGAGUUUUUCAGGCAAAACUUCAGAAACUCUGUCAUUGGAAGACAGCAAAAACACUGCUUUAAGUGUUAUAACAAAACUUAAAGCAAAAAAUGGUGAAACCAAAAAACUUAAUGUUGACGAGAAUGAAGGAGAAAUGAUGAUUUCAUUGGAGGAAUUUGAAGACGAAUUGAAUUAUAGUGACAAUGAGGAAAAUUUGCCUGGAACUGAGAAUGUUUCAAAUUUUAAAAAUUCAAAAUUUGAUGCAGGCAUACCAAGUGGCACUCCAAAAUCUGGACUUUUAACAGAAAAUGUCUCAAACGAUAAGUCAAUUGGUAGUUCAAAGCCUGGUAGUUCUAAAGAACUUCUUACUCCCAUAAAGAAAACUUCAAUUAUUGGAACUCCCAAACCUGGAAAUUCAAAGGAACCAUUCACUCCCAAUGGAAACAUUACUCCAGGCUCUAGGAAAACUUCAAUUGGUACUCCAAAAUUUGGAAAUUCAAAGGAACCACUUACUCCCAACGGAAAAAUUACUUCAGGCUUUGGAAAAACUUCGGUUGGUACUCCAAGAUCUGGAAAUUUGGAUGUUAAAGAAAGUGCAGAUGUUAGGAAAACUUCAUUUGGCACUCCAAAAUCAGCAAAUUUACAAGAAAAAAACACAAAUAUAAAGAAAACUACCCUAUUCGAGUCCACACCAUCAUCAACUUUACCAAAAAAUAGCCUCAACAAAUCAGCUUUAGACAACUUGACAAUGAAUAUACCAACUUUAUCUGGCUCGGGUAAAACCUUAAUUGACUUGAACAAACCUAUAGCCAGAAAACAUGUAGACCGAGCCAAAGUGAAUGCGAUAAAAUUCAUCCAAAGAAAUGGACCAAUCAAAAAAGUGGAUCCCAAUAAUACCAGAGGCUCUGGUUCCAAAAAACGAACCAUAGAAAGCCUUAUGGGUCAAAAUCCACCAGAAAACAAUAAUCAUGUAGCCAAAAAAUCCAAGCUACAAGAAAGCGAGUUUAUAUCUGAUCGGUUUAAAAAAAUGAUGGCGAUGACGUCAAUGCACCAGGAUUUGCUGCAACAGCACGACGAUAUGGAAGAGGAAAAAUACUUUAACAAGUUGGAAAUUAAAGAAAAAAUGGAGGAUAAAAUGGCUAAUACACAUAAAGUCAAGUGCAAGGCUGUCAAGUGUUUGCAAUGCAAAUAUACAAGCUUUAGUGCUUCAGAUUUGUGCAAAUCUGAACAUCAUGCUCUUAAAGUUUUUGACGCUAUGAAACGGUUCUAUAAAUGUUCCAAUUGUCAGAAUCGUACAGUCACUCUGGAACUGAUUCCGACAAGGCCCUGUACCAAUUGUGGGGGUUCCAACUGGCAAAAAACCGGAAUGAUGAAAGAGAAAAUCGCCAAGGUGCAGCACAGUUUGUCGAUAAGAGGCGGAGAGCAAAAGUUUGUCAAUUCUCACGUGGCGGAUGCUAAUUUGGAUUUGUUGGUGCCAGAUGAUUGA
Ceutorhynchus assimilis (cabbage seed weevil) is the source of this 2970-nucleotide messenger RNA. The record is from the annotation of a GenBank genome assembly. NCBI's taxonomy places the organism in Eukaryota, Metazoa, Arthropoda, Insecta, Coleoptera, Curculionidae.